UGCGAGCUGAGCUUUGCAGCGGUCUGGCUCCUUUCCCUGGAAAGGAGCGUUUGCAUGCUCUUUCACCGUCGACUUUGCAGAUCCAUCAAGAUCCGGCAUCAACAAGCUUGUUUCUUCUCUCACUCAACCAUGGCUACCGUGGCGUCCAAUGGCGUGGAGCCCGCAGCCAAGAAGCUCAAGGCAGGCACGGACGAGGAGGAGCUGUGCUAUGUCACGGAUGUGCACAGCACCGGCGUGUUGGGUACCGACCGAUUCCCUGUCAACGAGGGCGAGUCGAAGCGCUACCAUCUGUUCGUCGGGAAGAUAUGUCCUUUCGCGCAUCGGGUCAGCCAUCACCGCGGGCACACAGCACAGCGCAGCACAGCACACGGGCAUUUGCAGUGUCGAGAUGCCUCAUUCUGCUCCACUUUGUGUGAUGCAGGCGGAGAUCGCCCGCAAGUUGAAGGGUCUCGAAGACGUCAUCGGGCUGACGCAGGUCAACUCUGCGCAGGUGGAGGCGGGCUGGCGGCUGGACGACACAUAUUUCCACUCCACCCAAGCGGACCAGCGCGGCGAGCCCAACCCAGUGGCAGAAGCCAACAACGUGCCAGAUCUCUACAAGAUGACCACCCCCAGCUUCAGCGGCCGCGCGUCCAUCCCCGUGCUCUUCGACACCCACAGCAAAAAGAUCGUCAACACCGAAAGUGCCGAGAUCGCCCGCUUCUUCAGCAGCGACAAGCUCAACCACAUCAAGGCGUGCAAGCACCCAGAGCUGGAUCUGUAUCCGGUGGCCGAGAGAGCGGCGAUUGAUGAUUUCUGCGACAAGUAUGGGGCCGAGUUCGUCAAGCCUCUCUACCAGAGCGGCUUCACAAAAGACCAGACACGCUUCAACGAGCUCAACGAUCAGGUGAAGGCCAGACGCAGAGGCAAACGGGGCCGCACGAGCCUUUUCUGUGCGUGUGUCUGUCUCUAUCUCUGUCCCUGUCUGCAGGUGUUUGGUUAUCUGGCCAAGCUGGACGAUUGUCUCGGUGACGGCCGCACCUUUGUGAUGGGCGACAAGUUGACGGUGGCCGACAUCCAUGCCUACGUGCACCUCAUCCGAUUCGACCCCAUCUACUACACACUGUACUGUGCGCAAGACACUCACGAAGAGACCCUGCUCGUUCUGCCUGUGGUCACUCCUUCCUUGUGCGACUCUGUGUGUGGUUCAGGUACAAGCUGACCCAUCGCAGGAUAUCUGAUCACCCCAACAUCAAGAGCUACAUCCAAAGACUGUGGCAGGUACGCACACACCACACCCGCACCAACGUAUCACACAACUUCCAAUAGCGUGUGUGUGUGUGGUUUUCAGCUCGAUGGCUUCCGCCUGACGACCGACAUUUCCGCGUCGAUUGCCGGCUACUUCGAGAGCUGGAACCAGCCCAACUGCCCGAUGCUCGUGCCCAAAGGGAAGGGCGGCCUGGACCUGUGGCUCGAUGGUGUGUGAUCGAUCAUCUGAUCUGGUGCUUUACCGGUGGUGGCCGCUGGCAUCGUGUAUGGUGUGACGCGUCGACAGUGCAGCUCUCGUCAGCGUCAGCCACCAGAGCUGCUCUGUCGAGAGGCGGAGAGCUGGUCAUGGGCCUUAAUGGCGUCCGAUGUGGCGGCUUUCUGCUGCUGCCAGGGGGCCAUCUGUGUGUGGCGCAGAGAACACAUCCAUACACACAGGUGGCCUACGUUUUGCUCAAGCGAUUCAUCGAUUCCUGGGUCCGUGCACUGCACGUGAGUGUAAUCGCCAGUCUCCCUCUUGCCUUACGGCGAUGAUUUAUGAGGGGCCGGUGCAUGUGUGCAUGUGAGCGUGUGGACAUGUGCUGCUGCUUUGCGGUUGAGCUGCACCCUUUUUUGGGCAGCCCGUGGAUUUGAGCACCUUCAAUGUGUGUGUAGCUGUGGCUGUGUUCAUCGGACAGCCAUUAUUCCUGCAGACCAUGCAUAACAGAUCCAAUACAAUGAAACGCGCC
Messenger RNA from Vitrella brassicaformis, 1973 nucleotides. Lineage: Eukaryota; Vitrellaceae. The record is from the annotation of a GenBank genome assembly.